This is a messenger RNA of Fraxinus pennsylvanica, 714 nucleotides long. Lineage: Eukaryota; Viridiplantae; Streptophyta; Magnoliopsida; Lamiales; Oleaceae. The record is from the annotation of a GenBank genome assembly.
AUGUUGAAUAGUUUGCUCGACAAAGAUAAGCGCCGCCACUUCUUUGUCAUGCCACGGGUGGCUACAGCUUCCACAGCUUCCAGCACCUUCGGCCACUCCAGAUUCCGCCCCUAUUAUCUCCUUUCCCACAAUCAAUCUCCCCUUUUCGUGAAUUUCUCUCUCCAGUCGCAGAAUCAGACUCGCAGACAUGAAAGAAUUUUCUGCCAAGGCAACCCCAAUCCAGUUGACUCCAAUACAACAGAGCUGUCGGACUUUUCUUGUCAGCACGGCUGGACUUUGGUCUGUCUGUCUUUGAAGGACCUCUCUGCAGCAGGAUUGCCAUAUGAGGAGGCCCUUUCUAAUGGGAAGCCUACUGUUGUGGAGUUCUAUGCAGAUUGGUGUGAAGUAUGUCGAGAAUUAGCUCCUGAUGUCUACAAGGUCGAAAAGCAGUACAAGGACCGAGUUAAUUUUGUUAUGCUGAUCGAUAACAUGAAGUGGGAACAAGAGCUUGUCGAGUUUGGUGUUGAGGGUAUCCCCCAUUUUGCAUUCCUGGACAAAGAUGGGAAUGAAGAGGGCAAUGUUGUGGGUUGCCUUCCUAGGAAAUACUUUCUUGAGAAUGUUGAUGCCCUUGCUCGCAGAGAAACCACUGUACCUUAUGCUUGUGUUGUGGGACAAUAUUCAAGUGCAGAAGCCCGGAAAGUGCAUCAAGUUGUUGAUCCAAGAAGUCAUGGGUAG